AUGGCCAGCGGUGUCAAGGUUAUCGAUACACUCCAGAGGUCAAUAGCGCUCGACAUCGAGCUAUUGGCAAAAUUCAAUGGAGGGACAAAGGCGUUUUUCGUCGACGAUGAGCUCGCCUGGGUGCAGGCCGUGCUCAAGGAAAAGGCCGUCGAUGAGGCGGCCGGCACCGUCUCGAUGCAGUUCGAGCGGACGACCAGCGCAGAUGAGGUCAAGGAGUACCGGUUCGAGGCGACGUUCGACCAGCUGGCCAAGAAAGCCAAGGUGCUGCCGCCACUGUGCAACCCGCCCUUGCUCGAGGGCAUCGACGACCUGACGAACCUGAGCCACCUGAACGAGCCGGCGGUGCUGCACAACCUGCAGAUCCGCUACGAGAUGCACAACAUCUACACAUACUCGGGCAUCGUCCUGGUCGCGCUCAACCCGUUUGCGCGCGUGCCGCUGUACUCCCAGGACACCCUGGAGGCGUACGCCGGGCGCAUGCGCGGCGAGCUGGAGCCGCACCUGUUUGCGAUCUCGGAGGACGCGUUCCAGGGCAUGGUGCGCGACAAGAAGAACCAGACGAUCAUUGUGUCCGGCGAGUCCGGGGCCGGAAAGACGAUGAGCGCAAAGUACAUUAUGCGGUACUUUGCGUCGGCGCACGAGGACGGCAGCGCGCAGGACGGCGACAAGCUGGCCGGCGCCAUCAGCCGCGUCGAGGAGCAGAUCCUGGCGACCAACCCGGUGCUCGAGUCGUUCGGCAACGCCAAGACGACGCGCAACGACAACUCGUCGCGGUUCGGAAAGUUCCUCGAGAUCCGCUUCAACGAGCGCCACGCCAUCGAGGCCGCGUACAUCCGCACGUACCUGCUGGAGCGCUCGCGGCUGGUGUACCAGCCGGCGACCGAGCGCAACUACCACGUUUUCUACCAGCUGCUGGCAGCCGUGCCGGCGGGCGAGCGCGCGCACCUGGGGCUCGAGGGCCGCACGUGGGAGAGCUUUGCGUACCUGGCGCUGGGCGGCAGCGGCACCAUCGAGGGCGUCGACGACGCGGCCGAGUUCAGGGACACCAGCGCCGCGCUGGACGUCAUCGGCUUCAGCGCGGCGCAGAAGACGCAGAUCCACGAGCUGCUGGCCGCGCUGCUGCACGUCGGCAACAUCGCGGUGGCCGGCGCGUCGGAGCGCGUCGGCGCGUCGAUCGCCGAGGACGACGGCGCGGCGGCGACCGUCGUGCGGCUGCUGGGCAUCGACGGCGCGCUGUUCCGCAAGUGGCUGACCAAGCGGCAGAUCGUCACGCGCAGCGAGAAGAUCGUCAGCAACAUGACGCGCGCGCAGGCGCUGGUCGUGCGCGACUCGGUGGCCAAGUUCGUCUACGCGCACCUGUUCGACUUCAUCGUGCGCACGAUCAACGUGUCGCUGACGGGCGGCGGCGUGCAGGGCGCGCCAGCGUCGUUCAUCGGCGUGCUGGACAUCUACGGCUUCGAGCACUUCGAGCACAACUCGUUCGAGCAGUUCUGCAUCAACUACGCCAACGAGAAGCUGCAGCAGAACUUCAACCGCCACGUGUUCAAGCUCGAGCAGGAGGAGUACCAGCGCGAGCAGCUGGCCAACUGGACGUUCGUCGACUUCCAGGACAACCAGCCGUGCAUCGACCUGAUCGAGGGCCGGCUGGGCGUGCUGGCGCUGCUGGACGAGGAGAGCCGGCUGCAGCAGGGCUCGGACGCGACGUUCGCCGAGAAGCUGUACAAGCAGUUUGCGCCGCCCGGCAGGCCCGACCCCGAGACGCCGGCGGCGUUCUUCCGCCGGCCGCGGUUCGGCGCCGACAAGUUCACGAUCCGGCACUACGCGCACGACGUGACGUACGAGGCCGACGGCUUCAUCGAGAAGAACAAGGACACGGUGCCCGACGAGAUCCAGAACGUGCUCAAGGCCACCAGCGGCGCGCUGCUGGCCGCCGUGCUGGCCGCGCCCGAGGCGAGCGAGCAGCAGCAGCAGCAGCACCAGCAGCACCAGCACCAGCACCAGCACCAGCACCAGCCGGCCGCGCCGGCGGCGCCCAAGCUCAGCGUGCGCGCGGCGCGCAAGCCGACGCUGGGCGCGGUGUUCAAGCACUCGCUGGUCGGGCUGAUGGACACCAUCGAGGCGACCGAGUCGCACUACAUCCGCUGCAUCAAGCCCAACGAGGCCAAGUGCGCGUGGCAGUGGGACGCGCCGAUGGUGCUGGCGCAGCUGCGCGCCUGCGGCGUGCUCGAGACCAUCCGCAUCAGCUGCGCCGGCUACCCGUCGCGGCUGCCGAUCCCCGAGUUCAUCCACCGCUACGGCGUCGUCAUGCAGCCGGCGCCGGCGCCGCCGCCGCCGCCGGCCGCGUCCGUCGACGAGUGGCGCGCGCUCGCGUCGGCCAUCCUGCGCGCGGCCUUCAGCGAGAGCGACCGCUACCAGGUCGGCCUGACCAAGGUGUUCUUCCGCGCCGGCAUGCUUGCGCUGAUCGAGAAGCAGCGCGUCGAGCGGCUCAACACCGCCGCCACGUCGCUGCAGCGGCUCGUGCGCGGCUCGCUGCAGCGCGCGCGCUUCCUGCGCCAGCGCAUCGCCGCGCGGUCGCUCCAGGCGCUGGCGCGCAGCCACCUGGCGCGCCGCCACCUGCGCCGGCUGCGCGACACGCGUGCGGCGCUGCUGAUCCAGUCGCGCAUCCGCGGCCACCUGGCGCGCCACGCGUUCGCGCGCCAGCGCCGCAGCGUGCUGCUGAUCCAGGCCUUCUUCCAGGCCAUGCGGCGGACGCGUGCCGCCACGCUGCUGCAGACGCGUGCCAGGGGCUUCAUGGCGCGUCGCGCGCGCCAGCGCGAGACGUUCCUGAUUACGCGCAUGCAGGGCCGCGUGCGCGUGCGCAUGGCCAAGCAGCAGCUGCAGCAGCGGCGCGAGGAGAUGCGGUCGGCGCAGCACUUCAAGGACGUGACGUACAAGCUGGAGGGCAAGCUGAUGACGCUGACGCGCCAGCUGGACGAGUCGCAGGCGCGCGUCGUGCAGCUGACCGAGAAGCUGCGGCUGGCGCAGGACGAGGUCAAGCAGAUGCGGCAGGCGCAGGACGCGACCAUCGCCAAGGCCACCGGCUCGCUGACGCAGCGCGUGGGCGACCUGGAGCAGGCCAAGCACAAGGCCGACGAGCUGUGCCGGGAGCUGCGCGUCGAGGUCGAGGCCACGCAGCGGGCGCUGGAGGACGCGCGCAGCGAGGCUGGCGUCGAGCGCGAGAGGGGCGUCGAGGCGCGCACCGAGCUGCAGAAGAAGCUGGGCGAGCUCGAGGCCGAGCUCGAGGCCAGCAGGGCGCAGCUGGCCGACGUCAAGGCGCAGCACCAGCAGCAGAUGCUCGUGCUGCAGCAGCAGGGCGGCCCGAUGCUGGGCCAGCAGAAUGGCGCGGCCACGCCCGGCCAGCAGGCGCCCGAGCUGGCGUCGAGCAUCAAGCGGAACGACGCGGCGGCGGCCAGCCGCUGGCGGGCCGCCGCCGCAGAGCUGGCCACCGGCUACGACCUCGACCCGAGGCCGCCGGCCACGGCGCCGACCAUGGCCCGCCAGCAGCAGGCGCUGCCGCCCAUCCCGCCGCAGCCGCAGCCGCAGCCGCAGCAGUCGCAGCAGCACCAGCAGCACCAGCACCAGCACCAGCACCAGAAUCCGCAGCUGCAGCAGCGCCGCCCGCACUCGGUCGACCAGGCCCCCAGCCCGACGCUCAUCGAGUCGUCGAGUGCAAGCAAGCGCUCGACCAUCGGCGGCGACGAGGGCCGCACGCUGGCCAAGAUGCUCAGCUCGCUGGGCAGCGGCUUCACCAACUCGGCGGCCCUGGCGCAGUCGGUCAUCCCCGAGGACUCGCUGGAGGACGAGGUCUUUGAGCUGCGCAACGAGGAGGAGGUGCGCGAGAUGCUCGAGCACGAGGAUGGCCUGGUCGCCGAGGUGCUGAACGAGCUGAUCGGCGACCUGCAGGUGCCGCUGCCGAACCUGGACGCCGAGUACUCGCCGCCGGACCUGCUGUUCCCCGCGCAUCUCAUCGGGCUGUGCGUGAUCAAGAUGUUCCAGUACAACCUGGCGCGGCGCAUCGACCGCCUGCUCAUGUCGACCAUUGCGCGCGUGCAGAAGAAGACCGCCGCCUUCGAGUCCGACUACACGUCGGCCUUCUGGCUGUCCAACGUGUUUGAGCUGCUGUCGAUCAUCAAGACGUCGAUGACCGAGCACCAGUCGUCGACAUACGAGUACGCCGAGAGCGAGCGCGCGAUGAACGACGGCAUGCAGUACCUCGAGUCGCUGCUCUCGGACAUAUACUUUGGGUGGAUCAAGGACCUGCAGAAGCGCUUUGUCAAGCUGAUCAUCCCCGGCGUUGUCGAGAGCGAGGCCCUGCCGGGCUUCACCGCCAGCGACUCUGGCUUCUUUAACCGCCUGAUGGGCACAGGCCCCAGGGAGAGCACGGUGAAGAUCGAGAACGUGCUGAGCUUCUUCAACCACAUCUGGCGCACAAUGGAGUUCUACUACGUGGACCAGGCAAUCAUGCGCCAGAUCAUGUCCGAGCUGCUGUGCAACAUUGGCGUGACCGCCUUUAACAACAUCAUCAUGCGCCGCAACUUUUGCUCAUGGAAGCGCGGGAUGCAGAUCCAGUACAAUCUCACGCGCAUCGAGGAGUGGUGCAAGACCCACACGGUGUCCGACACCACGCGCAAUCUCGACCGCUUGCUGCAGCUGGUCAAGCUGCUGCAGCUGCAAAAGUCGACCGAGCAGGACAUCGACAUUAUGUUUGAGGUCUGUGACCUGCUCAAUCCGGCACAGAUCAAGAAGCUGCUGUCCAUCUAUGCCGUGUCGGAUUACGAGAACCCGAUUAUUGGCCCCGUUAUGAACGAGGUGACGAAGCGCGCGGGUCCGUCGGAGAAGGUGGACAAGAUCUUGUUGGACACGAACGACCUGAAUGACCAGGUGCUCUACCUGACUGCGCGCAAGGUGCCGGCGAUCGAGACCUAUAUUCCGCCAGAGUUCCGGAUGCCCAGGAUCAGAGCCCUGGUUGAUUCGCAGACUGAUAUGGCGUAUGAUGAGGAGGAAGAGGAAGAGGAAGAGGAUGAUAUCGUUGACGGAGCUGAUGACGAGUAUGGUGUGCCGCCGUAUAACCAUAUAUCCGGCGAUAUGGCUGUGGUACCGGCGGGGGGCUAUUCCAAUUAGUUGGAUGUAUUGUUAACGGUAGGAUAGCCGUAUUAGUGAUAGCGUUAUAUAUAUAAUCAUUUGUUUUGGUCAAUGCAUAUUUGAGUUUAUCACAGCA
Messenger RNA from Kickxella alabastrina, 5257 nucleotides. Its product is annotated as P-loop containing nucleoside triphosphate hydrolase protein. Bases 1 to 5160 code for a protein of 1719 amino acids. Gene Ontology annotation, cellular component: actin cytoskeleton; myosin complex; vesicle. Gene Ontology annotation, biological process: vesicle transport along actin filament; actin filament organization. NCBI's taxonomy places the organism in Eukaryota, Fungi, Kickxellomycota, Kickxellomycetes, Kickxellales, Kickxellaceae. The record is from RefSeq and is a predicted model, not a curated record. The transcript is spliced from 3 exons. Gene Ontology annotation, molecular function: microfilament motor activity; actin filament binding; ATP binding.